AUGGCACAAACACCACUACCACCAAACCAGGAUCCAUCUAGCCCUUUCUACUUACAUCCUACAGACAACACUGCAAAUCAAUUGGUUUCAGUAAAGUUUAAGGGUGAAGGAGAAGCAUAUGGAGACUGGAGAAGAAGCAUGAUGAUUUCCAUGUCUUCUAAGAAUAAACUAGGGUUUGUGAAUGGAACGAUUUCCAAACCUGAUACUGAUGAUGCUACAUACUUAGCCUGGAUGAGAUGCAAUGACAUGAUGAUAUCCUGGUUGCUUUUUAAUCUAGACUCAACCAUAGCUAAGAGUGUGAUGUAUUUCAAUACAGCUAGAGAGAUUUGGUUGGAUCUAGAAGACAGAUUUGGUUUUGUUAAUGGACCACAAUUGUUUGCUUUAGAACAACAGGCUUCUGAUAUUACUCAAGGAACACAAAGUAUUUCAGAAUUUUUCACUGAGAUUAAGUCACUUUGGGACAAACUGAGUGCAGCAAACCCCUUGCCAGUUUGUACUUGUAAUCUGUGCACCUGCAAUUUGACACAGAAGAUCUUUAAGAUGCAGCAAGAUCAUAGACUUAUGCAAUUUCUCAUGAAAUUGAGUGAACAUCUGGCCACAGCAAGGGGAAAUUUACUUAUGAUGCAGCCUCUUCCAACCAUCUCUCAUGCAUAUAGAAUGCUAGCUCAAGAGGAAAGGCAAAGAGAACUCAGUAUACCUACACUCCAACAUCAUGAGAGCCAUGCUUUUGCAGCAGAUAGGAGGAGGUAUAAUGAUUAUCAGAAUAGAGGAAACUACAGAGGACAACAGUCAUAUGGUAGAUCUGGAUAUCAGUAUAACAAUUCUGCAGGAACAGGAGGAAACAAGACUGCAUACAAGAGACCUAACUAUUAUUGUGAUCACUGUAAAGUGAAUGGUCACAGUAUAGAGAGGUGUUUUAAACUACAUGGCUUCCCACCAGGAUUUUCAGGAUUUAAAAAUGAUAAAAGAGUGGCAGCAGCUGCAUAUUCUGAAGAAGGAUACACAGAUGACAUGUUUUCAAAAUAUCAACACCAGCAGAAUGAUAGAGAGCAAUCACAACAACCAACAGGUUUUCUUACUCCUGAACAGUGCACACAACUGUUGAGCCUCCUAAACAAACAACAGAUUGAAAAGCCAACAAAUGCAGAUGUUCAUUUGGAAGAAGCAGAUACUUCAGGGCAUGCAUUUAUGGCAGGUACAACUUAUUGUUUUCUUACUUGUUCACAUUCUAGCUGGUUGUUAGACAGUGGUGCCUAA
Messenger RNA from Spinacia oleracea (spinach), 1257 nucleotides. RefSeq lists its product as uncharacterized. Lineage: Eukaryota; Viridiplantae; Streptophyta; Magnoliopsida; Caryophyllales; Amaranthaceae. The record is from RefSeq and is a predicted model, not a curated record. Bases 1 to 1257 code for a protein of 418 amino acids. The transcript has a single exon.